UUCCUUUGAGUUUGGACGGGCAAACGAUCGAUGUUGCGGCGUAUCGGUCGCAGAAGAGAGCUGGGGCUUAUAUUUUGCUUUGACCGCUGCUGUGGCUUGAAGCGCAGUCCUCAAUAACUGGUUUACAAUUUUAUCAUUUAUUUAUAACGUUCAGCUUCUUGUCAUACUCAUUCGUAUCCGUCUUCUAACUUUUUCCCUCGGUGAACGGACUUUCCGCCAACACAUGAUGGCUUCGAUCAAAAAAUAUUCAUUCACGACGAAAGCGAGCGCUAAAGGUAUGGAGGGCUACGUUGGUUUUGCUAAUCUUCCAAACCAAGUUUUUCGCAAGAGUGUCAAGAAAGGAUUCGAAUUCACCGUCAUGGUGGUCGGUGAAAGUGGACUGGGCAAAUCAACACUUCUGAACUCACUGUUUUUAACUGAUAUCUACACACCUGCUGCAUAUCCAAGUGUAGAGGAACGACUCAACAAAACUGUUUCAAUAAAACCUUCAACAAUUGAGAUGAAAGAGGGAGGUGUGCGACUGAGACUAACAGUUGUUGAUACUCCAGGAUUCGGAGAUGCUGUUGACAACACUGACUGCUGGAAGCCCAUUAUUGAAUACAUAGACAACAAAUUUGAAGAAUAUUUAAAUGCAGAAUCAAGAGUGGUCAGAUCACCUUUCCCGGAUGACAGAGUUCAUUGUUGCUUGUACUUUAUUGCACCUACAGGGCACUGUCUAAAACCUUUGGAUAUAGAAUUUAUGAAAAGACUUCAUAACAAGGUUAAUAUUGUACCGGUGAUUGCAAAAGCUGACACUUUGACCCAUGAUGAGUGCACCAAGUUCAAAAAACAGAUACUUAAGGAAAUAGAGGAAAAUGACAUUGGGAUUUACAGAUUUCCAGACCUUGGAGGAGAUGAUGAUGAUGAUGUAGCAGCUGUUAGUAUGAAGGACAGAAUACCUUUUGCAGUGGUUGGUAGCAACACAGUCUUAGAAGUUAAUGGCAAGAGAGUAAGAGCCCGAGUGUACCCUUGGGGUGUGGCCGAAGUUGAAAAUGUAGACCACUGCGAUUUUGUUGCUUUAAGAAACAUGCUGAUCAGAACGCAUAUGCAGGAUCUCAAGGAUGUGACGAACGACACUCACUACGAAAAUUAUCGCUGCGAAAAGCUGGCGGCCAUGACCGUUGGCUCACCUACUAAUCAGCCAAGUUCUAACGUGUCUCUCAGUAGAAGUCCUCUGGAGCAACUGGAAGCUGAGAAAGAGGAACGAGAAAUGAAACUGAAGAAAAUGGAACAGGAAAUGGAGCAAGUGUUCGAAAUGAAAGUCAAGGAAAAGAAAAAGAAGCUCAAAGAUUCUGAGGCGGAGCUUGGCAAGAAAAACGAACAGAUGUGGAAACAGCUCGACCAGCAGAACAAGGAGCUAGAGGAAAAACGAAAACAGUUCGAGAGAGAGAAGGGACACUACGAGGAAGAACUGAAAAGUAAUGGCCUGAAGGGUCUGGAACGGUCUGACUCCUCCAGCAAAUCACUCAAAGAAAACCAUCGCGCUCUUUUCCAUGGAGCAUUGUGUUUCCCAAAGGCAUAAAUCUAGAAUCAACCAGGUCAGUAGAUGGUCUAGUGAAAGAAAAAGAUGGCAAGAAAAAAGAGAAGAGAAAGGGUUUCUUUUAAAUGAGUUUUUACCCCAGAGAAGACUGCAACACGAUAGGAUUGGAUUGUUAUGAACACUUCAUCGACAUAUUUGGUAUGACCUUGGAAUCGACGAACUACGGAGACAAAAAGAACACAGCGUGUGACACAAGAUGUUCAGUUGUUUUGCGUGACAGCGUGAGCGCGCAUCAGGACACUUUUAACAUUGAAUGAAGAAAGCGUGACUUGAAAACCAUUACUCCCAAAAGAUAGGAAUUUUGGUAUAACAUCGUUUUAAAUUGUUUUUCUGCCAAGCGUAUAUCGUUUAAAGAUUAUUUAAUGUAAAUUUGAAAAUGUUUUGUGGUUAUUUAGUGUACUAACUUCACUAAGGACAGAUUUCCAACAUUCAUUAUAUGAGAGAAGUCAAGUUUGUAAGCGAAAGAUACGUUUUCUUUUAAGCAGUUUUGAGAAUCAUUAGCUUGUAACUUUUAAAAUAUAUAUUACAUGCAAAGUAUCUUCCUGUAAUCAGGGUUAACAUUCCCCGUCUGAUUUCAUUACAACCUGCUUGCUUAACGGGGAGAAUUAGAUUUUGCCAUCGUGUCUUUUCCUCUGGAGAGCUUUGGUUUUAAGUGUGUGAACCUUGCUUGAAGGGGAAUAGUAAAAAAGGAAAUUUUAAACUGGACACAUCUAAGCAUGGCUUCUUCAGUUAAGAAUCUUGAAGUAAUUGUCGAGUUAUCUGCAUCUCAAAAGAAAAAAAAAUUUAUUCAGGUUAUAAACAUAUUACCUACAUCAUGUUAUGUUUUACAGAGACUAUGGGUGAAUCAACGAAACAGUUCUUACUGUUCAAACGCUAAGUUGCCAUAGAAAAAUCGUUAAUUGAAGAAAAUUUGUCAUUGCCUCCAUUAAAGAUGGCGUAUAAAACAACACUAAAAAGAUACUGGAGA
Pocillopora damicornis (cauliflower coral) is the source of this 2546-nucleotide messenger RNA. RefSeq names its product septin-7. The record is from RefSeq and is a predicted model, not a curated record. Gene Ontology annotation, molecular function: GTP binding. Lineage: Eukaryota; Metazoa; Cnidaria; Anthozoa; Scleractinia; Pocilloporidae.